ACUAAGUUCAAGGAUGAACUUUUUGUGGACCGGACCGGACCGGACCGAGCUUUUAACUUCCAUGAUCAAAAUCAAGAUCAGGAUGACACUUUAGAAACAUAUAAUGAAAAAUUUCCUUUCCCUAAAAACGAUAGCAAUUGGGAUAGAUUAACUUUACAACAUUAUUUAUUUCGUUAUAUUUGGCAAUCUAAUUUUUCUUCGCCUAUCGACGAAUAUAUCAAGACUGAUGGCAUAAAAGUUUUAGAUAUGGCCGGUGAAUAUCCAAAUGCUUCAUUCACAAAAUUAGACUCAAACACCUCACUUCAAAAUGGCACGACGCUUCCAAAUAUCACUAUAAAAGAUCAUGAUCUCCCAAAAUCAGGUCCACUCCCAUUUGAGGAUUCAACGUUUGGAUUUAUACAUGUGGGUUUCCUUUCUUGUGAAUUACCCGAAAAACAAUUUGAAGCACUUAUAAAUGAGCUUGUGAGAAUUUUAAAACCCGGUGGAUAUUUAGAGAUUAUGGAUAUUGAUUGUCAAGGUGGAAAUGAAGGGCCUUCGGCUCAGCAACCGAUAAUGAAUUCUACAAAAUGUUUAUCCGACAUUACGGUUCAAAGGACACUUCACCCUUUAGGAAAUUGGGAAGACAAAAUUGGAGAAGUAGCAUUACUUAAUUGGCUACAAUUUUUAAAUGAUUUUAAAUCCAUUAUCGUUCCGUUUAUGGGAAUUUCUGAUAUAGAGUAUAGAUAUUUGAUUCAGGAGUUUAAACGUGAAGUUGAUCUGUUCCAAACUUAUUGGAUUAGCACUGGUGCAUCGCCGGGUCUGUAUAAUUGGGCACUUACAAUUCCACCUAAAUUGCCCAAUGAUACUGCCAUCGCGCAACCUACAGCACGCUUCGAGUCACCUGCCAAAUUAUUUAACAUCCUUUAUUUAUUUAAAAAAAAAG
Messenger RNA from Racocetra fulgida, 922 nucleotides. The record is from the annotation of a GenBank genome assembly. Lineage: Eukaryota; Fungi; Glomeromycota; Glomeromycetes; Diversisporales; Gigasporaceae.